AUGAGCAAUGUUCUGCGUGUCUAUGCCAAUUUGUUUGCCUUUGCUGCGGUCAAGGAUGACGGGUCUGUGGUGACUUGGGGCUUGGCGGCGGCUGGAGGUGACAGCAGCUCCGUCAGGACACAACUUUCGACUGGGGUCUGCACUAUCUUCUCCACCCGCUCGGCCUUUGCAGCCUUGAAGGAAGAUGGCUCGGUGGUAACAUGGGGAAACGUGCAAUCUGGUGGCGGGCCUCAUCCGUGCACGGGAGCUGUACAAAGCAUUUCUGCCACAGAUGCUGCAUUUGCGGCUCUUACCAGGACUUCCGGCGUGCACGCCUGGGGUGAUCCUGCCGCCGGCGGACAUCCACACGAAGUUUCUGCAGACUUAGCCGGCGGUGUGCUAGCAGUAUUUGCGUGUAAGUGCGCGUUCGCCGCCAUGAAGCAUGAUGGUUCUGUGGUUUGUUGGGGGGCUGCUGUUGCCCGCCAGGGCUUUGACAGCGUUAGAUGCAAGUUUGGCAACAUGCAAGUACGGCACAUUGCUUCGACUUCCAACGCAUUUGCAGCCCUAAUGGCUGGAGGAUCCGUCAUUUGUUGGGGGGAUCCCGCCUGCGGCGGAGACUCUUCAGGGGUGGACGAGCAUCUCCAGGACGACAUCGUAAAGAUAUACAGCAACGAAGUGGCUUUUGCUGCCGUGAAGCGUGGUGGUGUGGUGGUGCCUUGGGGAGGACACUAUCUCGAUUUGGAUUUAUGUUCCACCGGACAGCGUCUGGAUGGUGUCGAGCAAGUUGCCGCAACGCGCUUGGCCUUCGCAGGGCUUAAAUCCGAUGGCACCGUUGUGACCUGGGGGCACCGUAACCGGGGAGGAGACAGCAGUGCCGUUGCUCGGCAGCUCCGAGAAGUGAGGAAAGUCUGUGCUUCAGACAGCGCCUUCGCUGCAGUCACCGUUUCCGGUGCUGUGGUUACAUGGGGUGUGAAGGAUGAAGGAGGCAACUAUUGCUCUGCCGAUGAGCUCCUUGAGAGCGAUGUUCAUGACGUGCACUCUACAUGUAAUGCCUUUAUGGCCAUCAAGUACGACGGAUUGCACAUCUCUUCCGGCGACGAGAAAAGGGACCGAGCUACUGCACAGCAGGUGCAGUCGCUGCACGUUUCACCAACUGCUGACUCGAUACCUCUGCUAGUCGGACCUAGGAAGAAGGAGCCAAAAGGAAACAAUCAGGAAGUGCCGAGGGAUCCGUCUUUGCUGGAUGGUCAAGCUGUGCCCGAGAGGUUCCGCGCCUGCAGCACCCAUCUCGCAUGGUUGGCCGCAGAGAAGGAAGUGCAGGACGUCCGGCAACUGGUACAUGUCAGUGGGGAUGAGGGGUGA
Symbiodinium sp. CCMP2456 is the source of this 1341-nucleotide messenger RNA. NCBI's taxonomy places the organism in Eukaryota, Dinophyceae, Suessiales, Symbiodiniaceae. The record is from the annotation of a GenBank genome assembly.